Messenger RNA from Osmerus eperlanus (European smelt), 4414 nucleotides. RefSeq names its product inositol polyphosphate-5-phosphatase Jb (gene inpp5jb). Lineage: Eukaryota; Metazoa; Chordata; Actinopteri; Osmeriformes; Osmeridae. The record is from RefSeq and is a predicted model, not a curated record. Gene Ontology annotation, cellular component: ruffle; plasma membrane; cytoplasm. The coding region runs from base 283 to 2001 and encodes 572 amino acids. Gene Ontology annotation, molecular function: phosphatidylinositol-3,4,5-trisphosphate 5-phosphatase activity; phosphatidylinositol-4,5-bisphosphate 5-phosphatase activity. The transcript is spliced from 12 exons. Gene Ontology annotation, biological process: phosphatidylinositol dephosphorylation; negative regulation of peptidyl-serine phosphorylation.
CUGCCCCCCAGCCUCCAGCCCCCCAGCAUCCAGCCCCAGCCAGGCACGCAGGCCUCAGCGGACCCCCAGGGUGGAGGGGGUCUGUGGACAUCUGCGAGCCCAAGCCUGACCCCCGUCUCCAGCCAGGAUCAGGCCUCCAACGACGUCCCAGACGCCCCAGCCGAGGUCAGCCACCCCAAACCUCUGCGCCCCGCCAGACCCCCUGGAGGCCCCUCGGAGGGCCCCUGGCAGCCGGCCCCAAGAUGCCACCCUCAUCACCCGGGGGCCCGGACCCCCAUCUCCAUGAGGGCCGCCUCGGUGCCACAGCCCCCGUCCUCCAGGCCUCUGCCUCCCCACCUCACCCCUCACGCCCAGAGGGCGUUCUCCGUAGCGGGAACGGCCGACACUCAAGCCCAGACUGUGGAGGACUUCAGGGUUCACAUCAUCACCUGGAACGUGGGCUCCGCCAUGCCACCCGAUGACAUCACCGCGUUGCUAGGGCUCCACAUCGGCGACGGGAACACAGACAUGUACAUCAUUGGCUUACAGGAAGUGAACUCCAUGAUCAACAAGAGGCUGAAGGACGUGUUGUUCACGGACCAGUGGAGCGAUGUCUGCAUGGAAAGACUCUGCCCCUUUGGAUACGUGCUGGUGACAUCUCAGCGUAUGCAGGGUGUGCUGCUGUUGGUCUUUGCGAAGUAUUACCACCUGCCCUUCCUGAGAGGAGUCCAGACCCAGACCACCCGCACAGGCCUGGGGGGCUACUGGGGGAACAAGGGGGGUGUGAGCGCCCGUAUGUCUGUGUACGGUCACUCGGUCUGCUUCCUGAACUGCCACCUCCCUGCUCACAUGGAGAACUCAGAGCAGCGCAUGGAGGACUUUGAGAGCAUCCUGCAGCAGCAGCAGUUUGAGGCCCAGACGGCCACCGGGGUCCUGGACCACGAUGUGGUGUUCUGGUUCGGGGAUCUGAAUUUCCGCAUCGACGACUUGGAGAUGCAUGUGGUGAAGGCAGCCAUUGACAACAACAAGUAUUCCAUUCUGUGGGAGAAAGACCAGCUGAACAAGGCCAAAGGAAACGAGAUUGUUCUGGAAGGAUUUCUGGAGGGUCCUCUGAAGUUUCCUCCCACGUACAAGUUUGACACUGGGACACACACGUACGACACAAGUGGUAAGAAGCGUAAGCCGGCGUGGACAGACAGGAUCCUGUGGCGUCUGAGGGCCCCCGUCCCAGCGGGCCCCGCCCCCGUCCCAGCGGGCCCCGCCCCCGAUGCCGGCGGCAACAAGCACGGCUCCUUGUCGUGCCUGAGCACAGGCACCAGGGUGACGCAGCACUUCUACCGCAGCCACAUGGAGUACACCGUCAGCGACCACAAGCCCGUCGCCUCCAUCUUCACCCUGCAGUUCCCCUACAAGGUGGACAUGCCCCUGGUCACUCUCAUGGUGGAGGACGAGUGGAACAGCGUUGCAGACGCCACCGCCAGGUUCAAGGUUGCUCCCAACUUCGCCCGUAGCUCCUGGGAUUGGAUCGCCCUGUACAAGGUGGGGUUCAAACAUCACAAGGACUACGUGGGGUAUGUGUGGGCGAAGCAAGAUGAGGCAGAUCUCCAUCGACAGGAACCCCAGGUCACCUUCACCGAGGAAGAACUGCCCAAGGGUUCCGGAGACUUCCUCUUGGGUUACUAUAGCAACAACAUGAGCAGCAUCGUGGGAGUGACCGAGCCGUUUCAGAUCCAGCUGCCCACCUCCAGCCCCGAAGCCAGCCCCUCCGACAGCUCCGAAUUCAGCUCCGAGGACGACAGCAUGAAGACGGGCUCGCGCAGCCCCAGCCCCAGCAAGCGCAAGCGCCGCGGUCCCCGUAGCAACAGUCGGAGCGGAAGCCCUCCAGCGGUGGAGGGCCUCAGUCUGCACUGCGCCCAGAACGAUGCCCCCAACGGGCCAGCGGGGGGCGCUGACGAGGCCUCCAGUCCAGGGGAGAAGGCCGGGGCAGGGGCCGAGGCCGGGGCCGAGGAUGCGGGGUUGUGAUGGAGCCCCCCCCCCACCCCCCCCUGUCUGUUGGUCUGCCGUCACGGGGCCACAUGGCUAACUCCUCAGUGUGGUUUGUUUUACACAUGCACUGUAUUGUAUGUUUCCUUUAGUGAAAAUGCACAUUCUCUGAUGCCAUGUCUUCAAGGCCAGAGCCAGGGCUCUGAUCGGAGGGGAGGCCUUGUCUUGGUUUAUUUUUAAAAGCCUCUCGCGUUCUCCUUUUUAAAAAAAAAUUUAAGGUUUCUCUCCUCUGCCUCCUCGCACUCCUUUCCCUCCUCUCCCUCUCUGGGGAGGGUGAGGCAGGGCGAGGCAGGGUGAGGCAGGGCUGUCGGCUGCUUUCGAGAGCCUCACACGACGAGAUCCAGGGGCAGUACAACUUCACGCUUUGUUUCUCAGAUGUUUUGAAACUGUGUAUUAGGCUUUGUGCCCCUGAGACUUAGUCUGCAGAUUAGCAUGUGCGGGCAGGAGAACAGUCUCCUCACGAGGUUAGCCAUUUAGCUUCCACGAAAAGUAUUCGGACAGAAUUUGGAGCCUCAAUUAUGUCUGGUCUACAGUUCAGUAGAGAAUUGUGUCUUAUGUUUCCAUGGAAAUAGCCAUAUGGCUCUAUUGUACAACGUAAGGCCCUAUGCGGAACAAGGAAGCAUGCAUCCACACCUAAAUAAAAAACGCCAUUCCAAUAGCAUUCUUUAGUUUUAGACUGAAUUCAACAUGCUGUACAGCAAAGCCAGGAUGACAAUAAGGUGUCUAGUCAAUAGGGGGCAGUGUUCACCUUCAGGGUACCUUGUAAUUACUGUAUUCCUCUUUCCUUCUCUCUCAAUUCCUCUCUUUCUAGUUCUACGGUCUUUAACCUCUUUCACCUGUCUCCCUCUCUCUUAUCUCUCACUCCCUUUCUCCCUCUCUUUGUGUCUCACAUCAUUUCUCUCUCUCCCUCCCUCUCUUUCUCCCUCUCCCUCCCUGUCUCUCACUUCACUCUCUCUCUUUCUCUUACCCUCAAACACACUUCCUCUCUCAUCCUCCUCUCUUCUUUAUCAGUAGUCAUGGUGAUUAGCUGACACUGUCAUUUGUAGUAGUAAUGUGUUGGAUUGGUAGCUUGUGACCUCCAGUACACCAUCCUAGACUAUUUACCUAUGGGCUGUUACUGUAACUUAGGAGUGCGUGUGUUGUUGUAUUGUAACCUAAUUGUGUGUGUAUGUGUUAUAUGAAUGGGUUUGUUGGGAAGUGAUUAUGUAUUUGGAUGUUCGCAGGUGUGUGUGUGUGUGUGUGUGUAUGUAUGUGAUUGCAUGGUUUGCUGGACAUACUCUACAUUCCAGAACUGUGAUUUUGUGCCGUUAAGUGCUGUUUUUGACUCCUCUUUGUAAAAUAUUUGGCUGUUGAGACUUACUAAAUGUGAUGAGGACAGUUUGACCUCUUAGAUAACGGCUGUAAAGGAACAGCGCGGGAUACGUGUGCUUGCAGAAACCAGAAGGACUUUUAUGUAUUUCAUUCAAUUUAUUUGUGUAUUGUACACAUUUGAUUAUAUUCAACAGAUCGAACUGAAAAAAAGACAAAAGAAACUAGAUUUUUCACUGGAACUUAACUGCUACUGUAUUGUAUAUGAACAUGUCUUGAAGCUAAUUUCAGGGACUAGAUCUGUGCAAAAAGGGAAGGAGUAGAUUAUCGGUUGAUUUAAAAUAUCACUAUCAAUGGUGAUUGAAAAGCGUUUUCCAAAGGACUGUCACUAUUCUAAAAUCUUGUUUUUUAAAUCAUGUUAUAUGAUCACGUGUGCAAUGAUAAAGAUAUAUAUAUGGAUAGAAACUUUAACUAAAGAAUGUGAUUAUAUGCGUAUUUUGUGUUUAAAACAGGCAAGAGUAUGUAUGUAAAUGACAAAUAGAAAAAAUAUGACAAUCAAAGCCAAAAAGAUUUAUUUUCUUAUGAGUGUCCGAUGAGCCUGAAUCCUGCUGGCCAAUCAUUUCAAUGCAAAAUGGUGUGUAGUGAUAUUGCAUUUGAUUUUAUAUUUCAUUUCACAUAAUGUACUGUAUUAUGUUUCUUUUUACUUAUAUAUUUUUUUUUUUUCUUUUCUUUUUACUAUAUAUUUAUCCACGCACACAGCAUACUUUUGUGUAAAAAUGAUUUAAAUUCAAAGUUUUAUCUGCAGAUAAAUGUUAGCCUUCAUCGUCUUUUAUUGUGGAUUGAUUAGGUUCUGCAAGCUUGUACUGUACGUACUAACUGAGAUAGAUGUUGACUGUCAUAGGGCGGAGCGAUUUCCGUAAACCUAACAAGACUAACUGGUUGUUGAAUGUUGACAUCCUGAAGGAGGUGUGUGGCUCUUCCCAGGAGGUUGGAUGUGAGCGUGUCAGAGCUUGAAGCCCUCCAGUUCCUCUACAACACAGACGCACGCUGUCCAGACGGAAGAAUAAAGCUCAUCCUCAAGCUG